ACCGACAAGGUGUGGACCGGUGUUGACCCGGAUGCUUUAUCACAUAUUAUUACCUGAACUACUACCUAUACGCGAAGUGCCCUCUGGUCCAGGUGAAAUUGAUGUUGAAAGCCGACAUAUUUACGUAAGGCUCUGAGAACCAAUGUUGUGACGUCAUCAAACAUAACCAUGGGUACAACACAACUAGAUGUCACCUUAUACAUAUUUACAUUGUUAUUGUUAACGCUGUGUGUUAAAGGCCAAGUUUCGCCACAGUUUUCCGAGGACACAUACACAAUUAAUUGCACGGAAAACACUGUUAAAGACUCUGUGUUGUUAAUUCUAACCGCCACAGACACGGACAGCGGCCCGGCGGGGCAGAUAGACUAUUCCAUGGAGGAGAAUGAAUGGUUUAGAAUAAACCAAACUGGGGCUAUAAAAGUCAAGGCUGCGAUAGACGCUGAAGACAAACGUGUUAGCAAGGUAAUGAAUUACAUCGUCACAGCCACCGAUAGGGGGACACCGAGUCGCUCAUCAACAGCAACCGUGCGCAUAACCAUAGUUGACGUGAACGAACAUCGGCCAAGCUUUAAAUCCAGUCUUUACCUUGGAACUCUGUUCGAUAAGGACCCCGUGGGGACCCCCGUUGUACAGGUGGAAGCUACAGACCUAGACAGGGAUGCGGUGUUAACCUAUGACCUGUCAAUACCCUUCCCAUAUUUACACAUUGAUAAUCACACGGGAAAUAUUACAGUGAGUCAAACAGUGGAUUACGACGCCAUCCUGGCAGGUCAAGGGAGAGGUACCUUCCCAGUUAAAGUGAGAGUAAACGAUACUGGAAGGUUUCUGGUGAUUGGAACAUUAUUGAUCUCUAUAAAAAGAAAAAAUCACAUCCCGCCGAAAUUUGAUCUGACGACGCCAACAAUCGAAGUCUCUGUGGACGAAGGUGUGCAAGGGGUUGUGCUUGAAACUGUUAAGGCUACGGAUGACCAAGGGUAUCGUGUACAGAAAGUCACAUACGAUCUUCUUCAACAGGUUAUUCCUGAUUACCUAACUAUUGGGGCAGACUCGGGAGUGAUAACUCUUGUAAAGAGCCUUGACAGGGAGAGUAUUCCUGGCGGUAAACUGGAGCAACUGAUAACCGCAGAGGACGAUGGGAAUCCUCCGCCAGUCCUCACCAGCACAGCCACAUUGAUUAUCACCGUGAAUGACGUCAAUGAUAACUCACCAGUGUAUAGCGAGCCGACCUUUCAGCUAGCCCUUCCUCAGACAUAUCAAGCCGGACAACAGUUCACCAUACCGACAGCCACUGACGCGGACGAGGGCGAGAACGCCAGAGUGGUUUACCAACUGUCCGCCCAAGCUGAGCAGUACUUUAGCAUAGACAGAGAUAGUAGUGUGUUGACAACUCGGGCUGAGUGUGGGGUAGAAUGCAUCAAGACGGAAGACUGUUCACUAGGCAUGGUGACUGUUUACGCGUUCAAUGAAGGUCUGCCCCUACUGAACGACAGUUUGAAAGUAGAGCUCAUCUUAACCACACCGGGCUCGGCAGGACCGCCAUUAAGCGGCUUGAUCUCUUGCGCUGACGCAAGCACCCCUAACAACAACGACCCGGUCUUCCAGCCCCCUAGUUAUGUAGGACAGGUGCCGGAAAACUCUGCCAUCAACACUCUUGUGCUGAAAGUAUCAGCCACGGACGCUGAUGCCGGAAAUAGUGGUAAUCUGACUUUCAGUGUCAACUCACCAGAUUUUAGCGUGAACGCUGAUGACGGCACAGUCUACACUCUGCGAACGUUUGACUACGAGCAGCUUCCGGCAGAUAAACAACUCUGCGUGGAUGUGGUGGCCACAGAUAAAGGGAGGCCACCGCGAAGUUCAACAGCUGAGGUCUGUGUGACGGUGGUUAACGUCAAUGACAACCCUCCCAGCUUUGGUAGUUCCACUUAUCAGGCGACAGUUCGUGAUGGUGACCCGGUCGACACCGACGUCAUUACGUUGACGGCUGAUGACGCAGACGGCAUGGAUGAUCUCACUUAUGACCUGCUAGGUACAAAUCCUUACUUUAAAAUCAACCCGCAGACGGGGCUCGUGUCCCUCGCCCAGUCGAUGAACAGAGCGGACAUCCUGAACGGAAUUACUGGGGAGAUUAUUGAAAUACGCGUGAGGGCGAACGACGGGCCUUUUUCUGCGGAAGCUAGUAUCCAGGUAACCAUCGAGAGCUCUAACCUCCACAGUCCUGUGUUCGCCAGGGAUGUCAUCAGCAUAGAUGUACCGGAAGGGACUGUGGGAACGAUUACCUCACUGUCCGCCUCAGAUCAGGAUGUCCCUGCACAGACAAUCAGCUACCGGAUUGCAGACCAGGCGUACAACGGCAUUUUCAGCAUCAACCCCUCAACCGGUGAGAUCAGUGUGGUUAGUGGAAUUGACAGAGAGAACCUACCGACUGCCCUCGUGUCCGGCACCGCCUCUGUUGUUGUACUGGCUGUUGAUAAUGGAACACCUAAGUCAAACACUGGCACUGCCACUGUCAACAUAGCCAUCACCGACGUGAACGAUAACAAACCUCAGUUUGCUGAGAAUUACUUUGAGAUCCGCUUGUCAGAGGAUUUCAAACCAGGCCAGGUGAUUCAGCUGCCCGACGCCUCGGAUAAAGAUUUGGGAGAAAACGCCCGAAUAGUCUACACAGUCUCCUCGGAGGCCCUGACCAGAUUCAGCGCUGAUACCAACACGCUCACUACAACAACAACCUGUGAUAAAAAUUGCGUUAAAACUGUCGAUUGUGCUUUACUCCAGUUCACCUUGGAGGCGUACAACCCGGACAAACCACAAAACCGGUCCCAGUUACCCGUUUCUGCCAACCUGCUCUUCUGUUGGAUCACCCAACAACAACGACCCAAAGUUCUCCAAAGACAACUACGAUGGAACAGUGACCGAGGGAGUUCCCCCAAACACUGUCGUCAUUACCGUAAACACAACGGACGAGGAUUAUGGCGACAGUGGUAA
This is a messenger RNA of Liolophura sinensis, 2982 nucleotides long. Its product is annotated as protocadherin-like wing polarity protein stan. Gene Ontology annotation, cellular component: plasma membrane. The record is from RefSeq and is a predicted model, not a curated record. Lineage: Eukaryota; Metazoa; Mollusca; Polyplacophora; Chitonida; Chitonidae. The transcript has 13 exons. Gene Ontology annotation, biological process: homophilic cell-cell adhesion. Gene Ontology annotation, molecular function: calcium ion binding. Bases 169 to 2982 code for a protein of 937 amino acids.